AACAUGUAUCGGUGUGGUCUCUACAUUGUUGCGUGUUAAAUUCGGGUUGUGUCAACGAAACUGGUUGAGCGCUUUCGGAGUGUGUCCCAGACAGAUAGGUUUCUGAGUUACGGUUUCGGACAACAGUAAUGAGAGCACGAUUAUUUAACUUCCAAUUUCACCAUGUACAUUAAACAGGUGAUUAUUCAAGGAUUUAAAUCCUAUCGUGAACAGACUGUUGUUGAGCCCUUUGAUCCACGACACAAUGUAGUAGUUGGGAGAAACGGAUCUGGAAAAAGUAACUUCUUCUAUGCGAUUCAAUUUGUCUUGAGCGAUGAAUUCUCACAUCUCAGACCCGAGCAGAGGCAGGCGCUUCUGCACGAGGGUACAGGUCCGCGAGUUAUAUCCGCUCAUGUGGAGAUCAUAUUUGAUAAUUCCGACGGCAGAUUACCGAUUGAUAAAGAUGAAGUGUAUUUGAGACGUGUUAUUGGUUCCAAAAAGGAUCAAUACUUCCUCAACAAGAAAAUAGUGACAAGGAACGAUGUGAUGAAUUUAUUGGAAUCAGCUGGAUUUUCUAGAUCCAAUCCAUACUAUAUUGUAAAACAAGGAAAGAUAAAUCAAAUGGCAACAGCACCUGAUUCACAUAGAUUGAAAUUGUUAAGAGAAGUAGCAGGCACUAGAGUGUAUGAUGACAGAAGAGAAGAGUCCAAGUCCAUAUUGAAGGAAACAGAAGGAAAGCUAGAGAAAAUCGAGGAUUUCUUGCGUACAAUAGAGGAGCGUUUAAAAACACUCGAGGAGGAAAAGGAAGAGCUAAAGGAAUAUCAACGUUGGGACAAACAGCGCCGUUGUUUAGAAUAUACGAUUCACGAACGCGAUCUCAAAGAAAACAAGAGGAAACUGGAAGAACUCGAGGCGUCCAGAGCUAACAGCGGAGCGGAACAGGCGAGACUAGGAGCGGAAGCGAAAACUGCACAGGAGAUGGUACGCGCGGCAACGAAGAGAUUAAAAGAAGCGAAGAAAGAAGUACAAACUGCCAAGGAUGAAAGGGACACGCUCAGUACGGAACAACAGCAGUUGUUAAAGGAAAAAACCAAAUUGACUUUAAUAAUAAAUGAUUUGCUGGAAGAAGUGAAGGGCGACAACGAUAGCAAGAAACGCGCUCAACAAGAGUUGGAUAGAUUGAAAACCAAUAUCGCUCUUAAGGAUGAUGAAUUAAAAUCUCUUAAACCAGAGUAUGAACGAAUGAAACGCGUUGAGGAAGAGUGUACACGGGAAUUGCAAUUAAAAGAACAGAAACGUAAAGAAUUGUAUGCUAAACAAGGCCGUGGCAGUCAAUUUACUUCCAAGGAUGAAAGAGACAAAUGGAUUCAAAACGAACUGAAACAGCUUACCAAACAGAUAAAAGAUAAAGAGGAGCAUCAGAGAAAAAUCAGUGAGGAUUUAAAGCGCGAUGCGGAGAAACAAGUUGCUCUGGAGAAGAAAAUAGGAGAGCACACGCGUGAAAUGGAACGACAACGUGCAUCGAUAGACGAUCACAACAAACAGUAUUACGAACUCACGAAAGCGAAGGAUCAGUGUCAGGCAACCCGAAAAGAACAAUAUCGUCAAGAGAGUGUACUACAACUAAAUUUGUCUGGUUUGAAAGAGGAUUUAGCGAAAGCUGAUCAGAGUCUGAGGUCCAUGGCCGGCAAACCUAUUUUGAACGGCAGGGACAGUGUACGCAAAGUGCUAGAUACUUUCCGUACGCGCAAAGAUAUGGCUCACGAAGUAGGCAGUUACUAUGGGCCUGUAAUCGAGAAUUUCAACUGCGACAAAAGCGUUUACAUGGCCGUCGAAGUCACCGCCGGGAACCGAUUGUUUCACCACAUCGUAGAAACCGACAAGUUUGGCACAAAAAUUUUGAAAGAGAUGAACAAUCAACAGCUACCGGGAGAAGUGACUUUUAUGCCUUUGAACAGACUUCAUGUGAAGGAUAUCGACUACCCGCAGACCUCCGACGCUAUACCCAUGAUAUCCAAGUUGAAUUACGAUCCUAAAUUUGACAAAGCAUUAAGAUACAUAUUUGGCAAAACUUUAAUCUGUCGAAAUUUGGAGGCGGCGACAACUUUGGCGCGAGAUUCCGGUUUAGAUUGCGUUACUUUAGAAGGCGAUCAGGUUUCAUCGAAGGGCUCCUUAACUGGCGGAUACUUCAAUACCCUUAGAUCGAGGCUUGAGAUACAGAAAACAAGAUCGGAAUUAAUGUCCCAGAUUUCUACGCUCGAAUCACAAUUAACGACACUUAAAGAGGAAAUCAGAAAAGCGGAUCAGAACAUCAGUUCUUACGUCAGCGAAAUGCAGAGAACCGAAACGAGGAAUAGCAAAGCUAAAGAUAUAUAUGACAAAAUGAAAGCGGAGAUACGUAUUAUGAAAGAAGAGUUGAGCGCGAUAGAGAGAUGUCGAACACCGAAAGAGCGCAGUCUUGCGCAGUGCACAUCAAGUUUAGAAGCAAUGCGUGCGACUAAAGACGGCUUGGAAAGCGAACUAAAUCAAGAACUCAUGGCGCAAUUAUCCGUUGCCGAUCAGCUUCAGGUUGAUACCUUGAAUGAUGACAUACGACGUCUGACAAAGGAAAACAAAGAAGCAUUUGCAAGGCGAAUGCAAUUGGAAGCAGAAAAGAAUAAGUUGGAGAAUUUAUUGACAAACAAUUUGGUGAGAAGAAAAGACGAAUUGGUCCAAGCUUUGCAAGAAAUAUCAGUUGAAGAUCGGCAGAGACAGCUCGAUUCGUCGAAAACUCAGUUGGCGGAUAUCGAAAAGAGAUUGGUCAAGGUCAAUGAUGAUUUCAGGUCGCAGAACGAAAAAGUGACUAACGCUAUGAAGAAGCAAAAAGCAGAAUCCGCUGAAGUUGAAAAAUGGAAAGUGAAAGAAAAAGAAGCACAGGAGAAAAUAGAGGCUGAUGCAAAGGAUUUGGAGAAAUUAGCGAGCAAAGUGAAUAUUUUGCAGCAGAAAAUAGUGGAAUGCACGCAGAAAAUCACAGAACUGGGUGCAUUGCCUAGUCACGAAGUUUACGCCAAGUUCAACACAAUGUCCACGAAGCAACUUUUCAAAGAAAUGGAAAAAGCAAACAAUCAUUUGAAAAAAUAUAGUCAUGUAAAUAAAAAAGCGUUGGAUCAGUUCAUGUCCUUCAGUGAUCAGAAAGAAAGAUUGGUGAAACGAAAAGAAGAGUUGGACCGAGGUGAUGAGAAAAUUAAAGAACUUAUGUCAGUGCUCGAACAGCGCAAAUGUGAGGCGAUACAAUUUACAUUCAAACAGGUAAGCAAGUAUUUCAGUGAAGUUUUCAAAAAACUUGUUCCCUCGGGACAUGCACAAUUAGUGAUGAGAACUGCACAUGGCGAUGAAGGAGACGACGGAACAGCAGAGCCGUCCGAUUCCGAUACGUUUAUUGGCGUUGGUAUAAGAGUGUCGUUCACGGGGCACAGAGCCGAAAUGCGAGAGAUGAAUCAAUUAUCUGGCGGACAAAAAUCGCUCGUAGCAUUGGCACUGAUAUUCGCGAUUCAAAAGUGCGAUCCCGCGCCGUUUUAUCUGUUCGAUGAAAUUGAUCAGGCAUUAGAUGCACAGCACAGAAAAGCGGUAGCAGAUAUGAUCCACGAGCUUAGUUCAGAUGCUCAGUUUAUCACCACGACAUUCAGACCGGAAUUACUUCAUCACGCAAAUAAAUUCUACGGAGUAAAAUUCAGAAACAAAGUGUCGCAUGUCGAGUGUGUCACGCGAGAAGAAGCAGCAGAUUUUGUCGAGGAUGACACAACACAUGGUUGAAACAUCAAAUAUUUUUUAUUUAUCAUGUACGCAUCCAUGGUAACAGACAGUAUCUUUUUAUUUUUUAAAAUUUUUAUGUGACAAAAAACUCAUCAUUGUAUUGAAUGUAUCGUCGACGAAAAAUGUCGAUUUGACUUUUUUUCUUAAGUGUUGCAAAGUUAAAUGAUCACAUUGCAAACUAUCAUUGGAAUUAAAUUGUAUAAACAUUGUUUUGCACUACGAUCUUCAUAAAAAAAAAAAAAAAAAAAAAA
Messenger RNA from Pseudomyrmex gracilis, 4022 nucleotides. RefSeq names its product structural maintenance of chromosomes protein 3 (gene SMC3). Gene Ontology annotation, cellular component: chromosome. Bases 163 to 3771 code for a protein of 1202 amino acids. The record is from RefSeq and is a predicted model, not a curated record. NCBI's taxonomy places the organism in Eukaryota, Metazoa, Arthropoda, Insecta, Hymenoptera, Formicidae. Gene Ontology annotation, biological process: mitotic sister chromatid cohesion. The transcript has 19 exons. Gene Ontology annotation, molecular function: protein binding; double-stranded DNA binding; ATP hydrolysis activity.